Suillus paluster is the source of this 711-nucleotide messenger RNA. RefSeq lists its product as uncharacterized. The record is from RefSeq and is a predicted model, not a curated record. Lineage: Eukaryota; Fungi; Basidiomycota; Agaricomycetes; Boletales; Suillaceae. The transcript has 2 exons. Bases 333 to 665 code for a protein of 110 amino acids.
CACACAUAAUCACUCCGUCGCAUACACACUCUCGUACCGUAGAAAAAUUAGUACUGCACUAUUAGAUCUGACAUGAUUCGAUAAUCAAUUUAUAUUGCAGACAAGGCUGCUGAUGAAGGGUUCUAUAAACGAAUCUUUUUAAGGCCCGGCUGGUAGACGAGAUGGAGCGAUGAGAAGUGAGUAGGUCUCAGGAGUGAAAUGCACUGAGAGUCGCCAGCAUUGGCAGCAAAGCCUCGAAUCUUUUUAAGGCCUGGCCAGUGGACGAGACGGAGUGAUGAGAAGUGAGUAGGUCUCGGAGUGAUGAUCAAUUUAUAUUGCAGACAAGGCUGCUAAUGAAGGGUUCUAUAAGCGCCAAUCAAGUCGAGUCCAAGGGCAAAAAAAACGCACCGAAGCCGCCAGCAUUGGCAGCAAAGCCUCGGCUGGUGGACGAGAGCGAGAAAAGAAGACGGAAAGCUGCCAGUAUUGGUGUCAAAAAGAUGUUCGCGCUGGGUGGAUCCUUGAUGUGCGCAUACUCGUCUCGUAAGGCCUCACUACUAGACUCUUUCAACCUCACGGCAGCCUUGCGAGGUGUUUCAAGAUCGGCUCAGCAGUUGUCGGCAGCUCUGAUCACGGAGCCUGGCCCAAUGUUGACACGUGCAGAGUUAGAUACCUUGGGGCAUCAAUGAAUUUUAUGAAUGAUCAUAGUGCAGUACUAAUUUUCCUACAAUACAA